AACAGUGGCAAUCAUUUCCCUUCUUCUUCCACACCAUGAAGAUUAGCACUAAAAUUCUGCUCAUACUUUGUCUUGCCAUAGGCAUCAUUUUCUUGUCUCUUUAUGAACCUGAGCGUAUUACAGGGCUCGACUAUGAUGUUCGCGUCAUCAAUGGCUUCACAAACAACUCAUCGCUGCCUCUAGUUAUAUGGUGCUCGUCCAAUGGCGAUGAACUUGGUGGCCGUGCCCUCCAGGAAGGUGAUGACUUCAGCUGGAGCCUCAGGACCAACUUCUGGGGCAAUACUCAUUACUUGUGCACGAUGAAAUGGGACGAAAGGAGGAGGCAAUUCGAUGCGUUUAAGGUUUCUAGGGAUAUUUAUCGUUGCAGCCUCUUCAGGAAAUGUUCUUGGUUGGUGAGAGAAGACGGGUUUUAUUUCAGUAAUGAUGAAAUAAAUUGGAAGAAAGACUUCUCAUGGUUAUGAAGUUUGUUCUCCAAGUUUCAGUUUUGUACCUCAGCUGUAUUAUGUUAUUAGAUAUAAAAUCACCAAUUAAAUCAUGAGGUUUGAUCAAGUUUUGUUGCAUGAAUAUAUGUAUUAAUGUCUUUUACUUCAAUUUUUCUUUUCUUAUAUAGAGAUGCAACCACGAUGGAUCCAUUGUAGGGCUUCUGAUCGAUGUUUUGCCCCCAGUCUUGAAAACAUAUGCUGCAUGAAAUUGUUGUUCAGCUUUUCUGGUUUGUAUCUGUAGAUGUAGGAUG
This is a messenger RNA of Hevea brasiliensis (rubber tree), 733 nucleotides long. RefSeq names its product S-protein homolog 2-like. The transcript has a single exon. The record is from RefSeq and is a predicted model, not a curated record. The coding region runs from base 36 to 461 and encodes 141 amino acids. Lineage: Eukaryota; Viridiplantae; Streptophyta; Magnoliopsida; Malpighiales; Euphorbiaceae.